GUACGGUGGAGCCGCGUUGCAUUUUGGGACACGGAGUAAAGAUGGUAGCGGUCAUAGAGAGCAUGUAGAAGCGACAAUAACACGUGUUUUUGUUAUUAUAUCUCCGACAAUAAGUAUUUGCUGCUGUUACAACGUAAGAAUCAUCUGAUAUAGGACUGUUAUUGAGCGAGGAAACAGGAGAUUGGAGAUGUUUGCGCUUGGAGGUUUGUUGAGAGCUGGGUCGACCUUCUUUCACUGUGCUGGAACACUGCUGCUCCCAGUCAGGACCAUUUCUACAGGGACACGCUGCCAGAUCAGGAUGCAUGCUAUUCCUCAGCCAAAAGAAGUUGACAGGUGGACUGAGAAGAGGAGCAUGUUUGGAGUUUAUGACAACAUCGGCAUCUUAGGGGACUUCAAAGCCCAUCCAAAAGACCUCAUUGUUGCCCCCUGCUGGCUGAAAGGGUUUAAAGGUAAUGAACUUCAGCGUUUGACUAGGAAAAAGAAGAUGGUGGGAGACAGGAUGAUGACUAUGGAGAGACACAACUUGGAGAAGAGGAUCCGCUUCCUCUACAGACGCUUCAACCGCACAGGAAAGCACCGCUAAUGCCGCAUCAAGCUUCACUCAACAAGGACCGUCCCAGUUUCUGAGUGUGAAUUCAUCGUUUCACUGAGUUAUGUCAGAAGAUUGAAUGAGAAAAUAUCUGUUUUCAGACUUUAUUUUACCAAUGUAUAAAAGACUGGAAGUACACUGAAAAUACAUCAUAACAUGAUCAUUAAAAUUGGCUUUUUUUUACGUUUAUUUUA
This is a messenger RNA of Girardinichthys multiradiatus, 783 nucleotides long. It is a transcript of the gene mrpl51, whose product is annotated as mitochondrial ribosomal protein L51. Gene Ontology annotation, molecular function: structural constituent of ribosome. NCBI's taxonomy places the organism in Eukaryota, Metazoa, Chordata, Actinopteri, Cyprinodontiformes, Goodeidae. The record is from RefSeq and is a predicted model, not a curated record. Gene Ontology annotation, biological process: translation. The coding region runs from base 188 to 583 and encodes 131 amino acids. The transcript has 4 exons. Gene Ontology annotation, cellular component: mitochondrial large ribosomal subunit.